AUGACGGAAUUCUACGACGAAGAGAAGGCCGGACGGCUGCACCCUGACGAGAAGGAUGUCAACGUUGAUGUUGGCAGUGCUCAAGGCUCUACUGAGCUUGUUGAUGAGAAGCCAGAGCAGAGCGGUGGUAUUCUCGGUACGCUAUGCGGCUGGGAAGCGACCCUCGAUCGCAAGCUCGGCAUCGAGUCUCAGGCUAUUCGCCGUAAGCUGCCUGAGGAGAAGGUGCCUCAGAAGUGGCACAACCAGGCAGUCAUGGCCCUGUUGUGGAGUGGUGGUAUCAUGAACUUGUCUUGCAUGUCGACCGGUUUCCUUGGUCCUACCUGGGGUCUCACACUCGGCCAGAGUAUCACCAUCACCAUCUUCGGUACCCUUUUGGGUGCCAGUGUUGCUGGUUGGUGCGCUACUCUUGGUCCCGGCACUGGUCUUCGAUCAAUGUCCAUCACUCGUUACAGCUUCGGCUGGUACCCCACCAAGCUCAUUGCUGUUCUCAACAUCAUCUCCCAAGCUGGUUGGAGUGCUGUGUCGUCUGCUCUUGGAUGCGUCAUCAUCGCUCUCGGCAGCAGUAUCAUCAACUUCUGCGGUCUCAAGGCCAUUCUGUACUAUGAGAAGUAUGCUUGGCUCGUCUUCUUCAUUGUCUUCAUGAUCAUGUACGGCAUGGCUGCUCCUCACGCCGUCAACAUUCCUGGCACUGAACUCCACGGCUCCAACCUUGCUGGAAACGUCCUCUCCUUGCUCGCUGUCGUCUAUGGAAGUUCUUGUUCGUGGGCUACCAUUGCUGCCGAUUAUUACGUUCACUACCCCAUCAACACCUCCAAGGUUAAGGUUUUCACUCUCUGCACUCUCGGCAUCAGCAUCCCCACCUGCAUUGGUAUGGUCCUUGGAUGCUGUGUCGGUUCUGCCAUGACAGUCAACAAGGACUGGAGCGACACAUACACCGAUGACGGUCUCGGCUACCUGAUCCAAAAGAUGCUCUUCCCUCAAGGCUUUGCCAAGUUCAUCCUGGUCCUGCUCGUACUCAGUGCCGUUGGCAUGAACGCUCUCAACCUCUACUCCUGCGCCCUGUCGAUCCAGCAGUUCGCCCGUCCAUUGGCAAAGGUUCCUCGUACCUUCUGGGUCCUUAUCGUCUUUGGUGUCGUUACUGCUAUUGCCGUUGCCGGUCGCGACCACUUGCUUGAGUACCUAGAGAACUUCCUUUCUCUGCUCGGUUACUGGGGUACUUCGUACUUCGUCAUCGUCUUCAUCGAGCACUACUGGUUCCGUAAGGGCGACUUUGCCAACUACGAUCUUGACGGCUGGAACACCCCUUCAAAAUUGCCUAUCGGCCUUGCUGCUCUUGGAGCUUUCCUCAUUGGCGUCAUCGGUUGGUGUCUUGGUAUGGUUGAGACCUGGUUCACCGGCCCUCUUGCCAAACACAUUGGUGAGGGUGGCGGUGAUAUCGCCAAUGAGCUCACCUUCGCCUUUACCCUCCUUGCCUUCAUUCCCCUUCGCCAUCUUGAGUACCGCUACUUCAAGAAAUAA
Aureobasidium musti is the source of this 1518-nucleotide messenger RNA. The record is from the annotation of a GenBank genome assembly. NCBI's taxonomy places the organism in Eukaryota, Fungi, Ascomycota, Dothideomycetes, Dothideales, Saccotheciaceae.